AUGGCUUCUAUAGCCACAUCAGUUGCCAUUGCGGCUGUCCUUCAGGCUCUCGCGCGUGCUGUUCUCGAAUACCUCGGGGAGCCUGUGGUAGAGACUUACCCUUCGCCUAAACCUCCCCUAGCCAAUGUCGAGCCCAACCUGCAGCCGAAGCCUGCCUCGACUGAUUACCGACCUGUCCGGCCCACUCGCAGCAGAACCGCACCUCAACCGGUGGCCAAUCUGUCGAGCCCCCUGAACUCAAGAAAAAUGCAUGCGCCAAAAUGA
Messenger RNA from Penicillium mononematosum, 264 nucleotides. RefSeq lists its product as uncharacterized. NCBI's taxonomy places the organism in Eukaryota, Fungi, Ascomycota, Eurotiomycetes, Eurotiales, Aspergillaceae. The coding region runs from base 1 to 264 and encodes 87 amino acids. The record is from RefSeq and is a predicted model, not a curated record. The transcript is spliced from 2 exons.